GGCAUUAAUAUUAUUAUUGUUAUAGCCCUUGUUGUUUCCUGAAUAAUUAUGUUUUCAGAUAGUCAGAUUGAUUCUUCUGGAAUAUUAACUCGCAGCGAAUUACUUCAUAAAUUAAAAAAUUCUUUUACUGGAAACACAGGUGUUGAUAAGACUGGGCAGGUAAGACCCCUCACCUUCGGAAUGGUUGGCUACCCGAACGUUGGAAAAAGUUCAACCAUCAAUGCUUUGUUAAAAUGUAAUAAAGUUUCUGUAUCGGCUACGCCCGGAAAAACAAAGCAUUUUCAGACGCACUACUUGGAUAGUGGGCUUCUUUUAAUGGAUUGUCCUGGGCUUGUUUUUCCUAAUUUUGUUUCUACUAAGGCCGAGAUGCUAUGCAGUGGUAUCUUACCUGUCGACCAACUGCGCGAUCCUGUUCCGCCUGCUACCCUGAUCGCCCAACGUAUCCCUAGAAGUGCACUUGAGUCUACUUAUGGGUUGCACAUCGUGAGGCCGUGUGAAGAAGAGGAUCCGGAGAGACCGGCGACGGGCUACGAACUUUUGCACGCUUUUGGAAAUGCGCGGGGAUUUAUGACUUCCCAUGGUCUUCCUGAAGUGCAGAAAUCAGCGCGGAUUCUUAUUAAAGACUACAUUAAGGGAAAACUUCUCUACUGCCACCCGCCGCCGGGCGUUCCCAACGAAGUGUUUAACCCUCAUCUUUUCUCCGCAGUUUCUAGCGGGGAAAAAACUGUUCUUCCGGCAAAUGAAAAUACAGCUCUUCUUUUUUCAACGUCCGGCAGUAUCACGAAAGACAAAUACAAUUAUCAGUCGCUAGCUAAAGCAGCAGGCUUGAUGGGAGACACUCGCUUUUGGGGGAAAAUCAAAGGAAAAACUGAGAUGUUCCCAGUGGAAUCUGAAGUUUUGGAGAGAGAUGAGUUUGGUCGACCUGUUGGCAAACCAUGGCGUUAUCAUAAUAACAAGAAUAAAAGAGGGAAAUUAAGAAGGCUCUACUAUAAAAACACUGCUCUGUAAGAAAUAAAUAAUUAUUCAUGCGUUGCACUGAUAUUGCAUCUU
Zophobas morio is the source of this 1050-nucleotide messenger RNA. Its product is annotated as large subunit GTPase 1 homolog. The record is from RefSeq and is a predicted model, not a curated record. Bases 49 to 1008 code for a protein of 319 amino acids. Gene Ontology annotation, cellular component: cytosol. The transcript is spliced from 12 exons. Lineage: Eukaryota; Metazoa; Arthropoda; Insecta; Coleoptera; Tenebrionidae. Gene Ontology annotation, molecular function: GTP binding; GTPase activity. Gene Ontology annotation, biological process: ribosomal subunit export from nucleus.